This is a messenger RNA of Oppia nitens, 804 nucleotides long. RefSeq names its product beta-1,3-galactosyltransferase 1-like. The record is from RefSeq and is a predicted model, not a curated record. Gene Ontology annotation, molecular function: hexosyltransferase activity. Bases 1 to 804 code for a protein of 267 amino acids. Lineage: Eukaryota; Metazoa; Arthropoda; Arachnida; Sarcoptiformes; Oppiidae. Gene Ontology annotation, cellular component: membrane. The transcript has 2 exons.
AUGAGACCAUUGUUUAUCAUAGGAUUGCCUAAAACUAGACAAACACAGCGAGAGCUGCAAUUGGAGGCCAAACAACACAACGAUAUGUUACAGUUUGGCUUCAAAGAUGAUUACUAUAAUUUAACAUUAAAAGCUAUUUCUGCAAUGGGAUGGAUAGUCGAAAACUGUAACAAAAGUGAUUAUUUAGUUAAAUGUGAUGACGAUGUACUGAUAAAUGUUGAUUUAUUAGACAAAAUAAUAAAAAAUAGACAGUUUGCCGACGGUAUAACAGGUAAAAUGGCCGUAACCCGUAGUAAUCGUUGGACAGGACAUAAGUGGUAUAUGCCUCGGGAUGUCUACACAAGUAGUUACUAUCAUUUUCUCUAUGGAUUUAGUUAUGUAAUGACAAUCAAGAGUGCAAAACAAAUGUAUAAAACAUUGUCUUCAAGUAAUUUCAGUGAACCUGUGCUCGACAUUGACGACCUGUUUAUGACCGGUGUGUUAGCCCAACGUUCCCGAGUCAGGAUAUAUCACGACAAUCGGUUUGAUUACUAUUGUCACACUAAUGUAUGUCCGCUAAACAAUAUGCUUGCAAUACAUGGAUGCGAUUCAGUAAAUAAAACUUUAUACAUAUGGGAUAAAUGGCAAAAAAGUAACGAUAGUCAGUGUUUUGAUAGACGUUUCCCAUUUGAUGUUGAUUUCGGUAAUGACUUUAGAGUCUCAUUCAGUAUUAACUCGUUCAGGGAUUUUGUCAGAAACAUAAGCCAACAGUUUUUUGGACAACCCUUUACUUCAUCUAAUAUUAGACUUUAUAAUUAUAAUUAA